AAACACUUUUAGGGACAUUCAUGACGCACCGACAGAUUCAUGGACAUUAAUAUUAACCAUUGACUCGAUUUGACCACAUUUAACGAUACAUUUUGGUUUAUAAUGGGCUACCGAGAAAAUAAAUUUUGAAGACGGGACCUGCCGCGACUCGCUGACAUGUUGAAAACAAGAUGAAAACAAUCUUGUUGGUUAAAAGGGAAUGGCUGACAGUAUGUAUGUAAUAUACUUCAGAAUAAAGAGGCGUUUAAAUUAGAAUAUGAUGAACAAAUAAAGAGAGGAAGAAAUCCAAAGUCAAGUCCAGGAAACUUCAUUUGUAACCAUUUUUUCUAAUCAAUAUGGAUAGAAAUUCCGAGAACGAAUAUCUUGAUCUGAAGCUCAGUGCUGAGAUGGAGAAGCUUGCAGAUCAGCUGACUGAAUCGGGGAAACCGGUACUGGAUGCAGAUGUAAUGAAAUCUUUCAAGAAAAUAUGCAAGAUCUCAGAUAUGUAUGUGAAACAUGCUUUUCACAUACUGAUGACAAAACUAGAGGAGGACCAUUCAGAAGUUCGACUGUCUGCCUUCCAGAUGGUGGAUGAGUUAUUCAAUAGAUCACAUAGCUUCAGGGAACUGCUAGUGGCUGAAUUCCAGAGAUUUUUAGAGCUAACUGUUGAGGUUGAUUUUGAGCAGCCUCUUCCACCUCCCAAGGCUGCUGCCAAUGCACUGCGCACUAACUCACUCAAAGCCAUACAACAGUGGCAAGAGAAAUAUGGAGAAGCCUACAAGAAACUCAAGCUUGGCUUCAACUACCUGUCUACAUGUAGACAUGUGGAUUUUGACAAUAUAAGAGCUAGAACACUGGCCGAACAGCAACGACAGAGGGAAGAAGAAAUAAAAAAGAAACGGAUUGCCACAGAGAGAAUAAAGAAAGUUUUAUGUGAAUUGGCAGACAUGGGAGGAGACAUACAAAAUAGUUUGAAGGAAAUACAAACCUGUUUUGAUCUGCUGCUACCUUCACCUGAAAACUUUUUCAUAAAGGCCCAAGAUGAUGAAAUACAGAAAAAAACUUGUGUCACAAACACAAAACCGUCCGAGACAAAUUUAAACUUAGAAACUUCAAACAUAGCAAAUGAUGAGGAAAACUCUAGUCCAGGAAGUGAAAUCAAAACUUCGCUGGGUGAGACAAAUUCAGCGUUAAAUGUGGAGUUGAAUUCUACAAGUCAGGUGGUUCAUGAUUCAGGAAAGAAAAACUUUGAACCUUCCACUUCCAGUGUAAAAUACUGCAAUUCAUUAUCAAUGGAUGAUGGUUCAAUAUCAAAGGGAGGUAAUGCAAUGGAAAAGAAAGAUUGCUUAGAAACCAGUAAUGAAAAUGACAUUGGAAACAUCUGUGCCAAUGAUAAUUUGAAAAAUGGACAUGAAGCUGAGAAUAACUCAAAUCAUGGGAAUAAUUUGGAAGAAGAUGACGAUGAUGAUGAGGAUGAAGAAAGUGAUGAGGAUGAUAUGGAGAGUGUAGAUGAAGAUUAUUUUGUCCAGAGACAUGGGUUAGGGACACAUAGGUAUAACAUUACCAUUGAUAUCAACCCAGGACCUGUAUCACUAAAGGAGACGGAGGAUAAUCAGGCAGUGCUAACAACACUCAAGGACUUGUACAGACUGUUGGUGUCAAAGUAUAUCCCUACUGUCCAACGCUGGUUACAGGUACUCUCUAAAUAUGGAGCCAAACAAGGGGAAAUUAAAACAAUCAUUGACCUGAAAGCAGAGAUAGAGAAAACAAAGAAACAGUUUCAUGAGUUGAAUGUUGUCCCAGAAGAAAAGAUAAUUGAUGACAGUAAAGAUUCAGAUGAUAGUGAGGAAGAAUUUGAAGAAGUUCCUGAGAAAGAAGGUUAUGAACCACACAUUCCAGCCCACCUCCGUGCUGAAUAUGGGAUGGACCCCCUACCUAGUUCUAGUACAACAGGCCCCAGUCAGCUAGGGACAGCUCAUCUAAAGAUAUCCCCUGUCAAAAAUGUGAAGUCUGCACCAGCAAGAGGCAAGAUACCACCUGGUAAGAAAGCCACACCACACUACUGGGACAUCAAUUGUCGAUUACAGGAGGACAGUGUUGAUGACCCUACAUCUCUUAAGGCAAAUCUGAAACGCCUGGGGCAGGACACAAGUAGACCUGGACCAAGUGGUGCUAAGCAAGGUACAUUAUCUGCAAGUGAUGAGAAGAAAAAGGGACAAUCUAGUUCUUCAAGUACAAAUGGAUCUUCAAGGAAAGAAAAACUGCUACAGAAAGCACCAUUGAUCUCUUAUGGUGUUGAUUUGGAACAUUGGGAAGACCCAGAAAAAAUAGCCAUGCCCAUGGUGGAAAAGUAUGACUCCUUACACAGGUUCUGGACACCGUCUGAAGAGGCUUCCAUUGUACCAGAAAGGGAAGGAAGAGCCGCUAUAACAAAACGUAACAUGAGCUACACUGGAAAGUUUGAGCCUGUAAAGUGGAGCUGUAGAGCUCCACUCCCAAAUGGCAAACUUUGUGAGAGAAUGGAUAGAUACAAGUGUCCCUUCCAUGGAAAAGUCAUUCCUCGAGAUGACCUUGGAAAUCCCACUGAACCUGAGGACAUUGCAAGACUAGCUAGCAAAGAGCCAGAUAUCGAAGAUGAGCUACCACCUUGGCAGGAUCCAGAGCUGCAGGCAGAUAUUGAGGCAGCCACUGGCAUUGACCUUGGCUCUAUGAGGUCAAAGGGCAAAGGCAAAGGAAAGGGCAAAGGCAAAGGUAAAGGGAAGAAGUCAAAACACCCUAACUUAACCAACAUAAAGGAGUCCGUAGAUACUGCUCGAAACAGACUGGAGGCAAAGGUUUUUAAACCAUCAUCAUUAAAGCGAGUUGCUGCAGCUCAGAAUGAAAUUGCAUACAAGAAAGUUCGGGAUAAGUUUGGAAAUCAGUUCAACUACGCCCUCAAGUGACGAGGCAGAUUGAUGUCAAGUUUGAGAUAAUCAAAGAGUGACUUCAACUCAAUAAAAAGACUGAUCUGGUUUAUUCAUUGGUGGUAGUGUGUACGUGAGGUGCCAUGAUCAAACUGAAGUCAAUGUUGAUCAUCUUUUGACAUGAUAUGAGGUGGUUGUGAUAGCUGAGUCAGUAGAGCUCAGAGGUGUAUGAUUUGCUUUUUCUUUUAUAUGGCAGUUUGUGUUUUAUGGACAGCUAAGAAAAGGAUCAAUCUGUGCUGUCCUGGUUGUAUCCUUGGGCAAGACACUUUGUUAUGGAUUGCAUGUAACAGGCCUCCCAUAUGUUGUUCUGUAGGGUAUCAACUACAUGUUCAAGGAGACCCCUACCUCAAAAUGUCUCUUGUUUGUUCACGGGGCAAUAAAUUCAGUAAACGAACAAACAAAUCUUACUAUAUAAGACUUAUUGUGUUAUUUAUCUAUUUAUUUACUGUGAAUAGAGAAGAUUUUUUUAUUUAUUAGGUAAUGUUGGACAAGAUGUCAAUAUAGACAGAAUGUUUGAAUAAGGGCAUUUUUUCGUUUGAUGGUGUGUGAAAAUUGUUAUAUGAAUGAUUGAUAUGAUAAUGUUAACCUCUUACACUGUGUAUUAAAAAAAUUGUAUGUUAUAACCUUCAUCAGAAAUUGAAUCACACAAUUGGGUCAGAUAGUAAGUUCACUGUUACUCAGGGGUCAGAUUUGAGUAAUUUCCUUGUUCCUCAGGAGUCAUAUAAGAGAAAUUUCCUGAUUACUCAGGAGUCAUAUAAGAGUAAAUUCCUGGUUACUCUGGAGUCAGAUAAGAAUAAGUUCCUGAUUACUUAGGGGUCAGAUAAGAGUAAGUUCCUGGUUACUUAGGGGUCAUAUAAGAGUAAGUUCCUGGUUACUCUGGAGUCAGAUAAGAGUAAGUUCCUGGUUACUCAGGGGUCAUAUAAGAGUAAGUUCCUGGUUACUCAGGGGUCAUAUAAUAGUAAGAUGAGAGUAAAUUCCUGGUUACUCAGGGGUCAUAUAAGAGUAAAUUCCUGGUUACUCUGGAGUCAGAUAAGAAUAAGUUCCUGAUUACGUAGGGGUCAGAUAAGAGUAAGUUCCUGGUUACUCAGGGGUCAUAUAAGAGUAAGUUCCUGGUUACUCAGGGGUCAUAUAAGAGUAAGUUCCUGGUUACUCAGGAGUCAUAUAAUAGUAAGAUGAGAGUAAAUUCCUGGUUUCUCAGGGGUCAUAUAAGAGUAAAUUCCUGGUUACUCUGGAGUCAGAUAAGAAUAAGUUCCUGAUUACUUAGGGGUCAGAUAAGAGUAAGUUCCUGGUUACUCAGGGGUCAUAUAAGAGUAAGUUCCUGGUUACUCAGGGGUCAUAUAAUAGUAAGAUGAGAGUAAAUUCCUGGUUACUCAGGGGUCAUAUAAGAGUAAGUUCCUGGUUACUCAGGGGUCAUAUAAGAGUAAGUUCCUGGUUACUUUGGGGUCAGAUAAGAGUAAGUUCCUGGUUACUUAGGGGUCAGAUAAGAGUUAAUUCCUGGUUACUCAGAGGUCAUAUAAGAGUAAGUGCCUGGUUACUUAGGGGUCAGAUAAGAGUAAGUUCCUGGUUACUCUGGAGUCAGAUAAGAGUUAAUUCCUGGUUACUCAGAGGUCAUAUAAGAGUAAGUGCCUGGUUACUUAGGGGUCAGAUAAGAGUAAGUUCCUGGUUACUCUGGAGUCAGAUAAGAGUAAAUUCCUGGUUACUCAGGGGUCAUAUAAGAGUAAGUUCCUGGUUACUUUGGAGUCAGAUAAGAGUAAGUUCCUGGUUACUCAGAGGUCAUAUAAGAGUAAGUUCCUGGUUACUCAGUGGUCAGAUUAGACAAGUAUCAAUGUGUACUUUGUGGACAAGAUGCAUUUCUAAAGUUUUGAUAUAUUGUUCUUAGUUUCACAUUAGCUUCAGGUGAUAACAGAGAAAUGUCAGAUGCUAUUUUUUUAGUCAGAAAUACAUAGAAUAUAAAUGUAUGUGUAUAAUAUAAUCUUCAACAUUACUUAGACAACAAGUGCAAUAGAAGAAUAGUUUUGUGUGAUAUUUUUAUAAUUGCAAAACAAAAUGCAAAUUUUAAUGUACAACUUCCUGUAACUUGAUAA
Messenger RNA from Ylistrum balloti, 5026 nucleotides. Its product is annotated as UV-stimulated scaffold protein A-like. The coding region runs from base 336 to 2921 and encodes 861 amino acids. The record is from RefSeq and is a predicted model, not a curated record. Lineage: Eukaryota; Metazoa; Mollusca; Bivalvia; Pectinida; Pectinidae. Gene Ontology annotation, biological process: response to UV; transcription-coupled nucleotide-excision repair. Gene Ontology annotation, cellular component: chromosome. The transcript has 14 exons. Gene Ontology annotation, molecular function: RNA polymerase II complex binding.